Messenger RNA from Hydractinia symbiolongicarpus, 3275 nucleotides. Its product is annotated as arrestin domain-containing protein 3-like. Gene Ontology annotation, cellular component: cytoplasm. The transcript is spliced from 9 exons. The coding region runs from base 455 to 1819 and encodes 454 amino acids. NCBI's taxonomy places the organism in Eukaryota, Metazoa, Cnidaria, Hydrozoa, Anthoathecata, Hydractiniidae. The record is from RefSeq and is a predicted model, not a curated record. Gene Ontology annotation, biological process: protein transport.
CUUUACGGGGUCUGAGGGUUGCGCGGGAUUAACCUAAAAGCAUGGGUAAAUACUGGGAAGUGUAAAGAAAGUGUGAAUCAUUGUUAGCUAGAUGCAUUAAGUUGACCUGAAACAUAUAUGAAGCUGAUCUAGCUUGAACUUGUUACUCAUCGUCACAAGCAUGGUAUAUACAAUCAAGCGACUUUAUUUCAUGAAUUUAAAUUUUAAGGUCGAAUAAAAAGUUUUUGUACGACUAUACGUUCUUAUAACAAUACGGAAGUUUUUACGCAGAAUAUUCACUUCUUUUCCCAUGGUUGCGCUUCAAAAAAUAUGAAAGUCAAGAUACUUGUUCUCGCAGUUUUCAAACAUAUAUACCUUAUUGUCGCUAACGCUUUAUUACUUGGUGAAACAUGUCUAAUAUUAUCUGGCGAUUUCAGUUUAUUAUACAUUUUUUUUAAAAGAGUGAGUUUAAAAUAUGGGUAAAAUAACUGAGUUUAAUAUCUUACUUGCCAGCAACAGACAAGUGUUUUAUCCUGGUGAACGAAUGGCAGGCUCUGUGGUGCUAAAUCUUCAUGAACCAAUGGACAUGAAAGGACUGUGCAUUGAGUGUUAUGGCAGUGGCUAUUGUCAUUGGAGUGAAGAAACAGGCUCUGGUGAGAACAGACAUAGAGUGGACUACCAUGGCAAUGAAUCUCUGUUUACUUAUAGUUCUUAUUUAUUUGGAAAUGGAUUUACAAAAAUAAAACAUCCAUGUGGAAGAUUUGAGUAUCAGUUUAUGUUUACCUUACCAGCCAUCUUACCAACUUCAUUUGAAGGUUCUUUUGGCGGUAUCAGAUAUGGAUUAAAAGCGCAAAUUAUCAGACCAUGGAAAUUUAAUGAAAAAAUCAUGCGGCCGAUUAUCAUCAAUGAACUUAUCGAUACAAACCAGCCAAAUUAUGCAACUGGACCAGGUGGAGAAGUACAUAAAGAAGUUGGUUGUUUGUGUUGUGCAUCAGGUCCACUGAACCUUAGUGCAAGCUUAGACCGAGCUGCAUAUUGUCCUGGUGAACACAUAUUGAUCAAUGCACAAGUUCAAAAUCAUACUAGUAGAAACAUGACAGCGUUGAAAGCAAAGUUAGUUCAAAAUGUACAAUAUAAUUCCACCACAAAUACAAGAUUCGAUGUUCGAACCAUUACUAAGCUUGCCGGCCCUUCUAUACCGAAGAGGGAGUUUGCAAAUUGGUCCAACGAGCCUUUCCCAAUUCCAGCAACUUGUCCAACUAUCUUGACUUCCAGAGUCAUUAGGGUUUCGUAUGAUGUUGUUAUUGAAGUUGAGGUGCCAUUGGGGACCAAUCUUAAGUUAACAGUACCUGUUACUUUGGGUACUGUUCCAUUUCGAAGGACGUAUGGACAGCCACCAGUGCGGCAACCAGUGGAAGCAGCAAGUUUCGUCCCAUCCAACUUCGCACCUCCGCCUGCCAAUAUACUUGGUUAUCCAGACAUGGCACCACCUUCCUAUGCACCAGUUGCAGGCGAAGCAGCAGUUAAUAUCGCUGAUGCCCAACAUACUGGUGACCAACAUACUGGUGGCCAACUAACCUAUACACCGGUGUAUACGUUUGCUCAACCUUAUCAGUUUCCUGCUGGAACGGGUGUUCCAAACCCGCCCCCGUCGUCAUCACAAGGUCCUCCACCGCAGAUUGGCUUCUCACACUAUCCUGCAAGUUCGCAGCCUAAUACUUAUCCAGAACAACCUUAUCCGGAGAAGCCUCAUGUCGCGCCUCCAUAUCCGCAAAGUUUAAGUACCAGACCUCCGUAUCCGGAGAAUUUACCGAACGAACCUCCGUAUCCGGCGAACUAACCGGACGCACCUCCAUAUCAGGAGAAUUAACCUGACGCACCUUCGUAUCCAGAGAAUUUCACAAACGCACCUCUGUAGCCGGAGAAUUUAUGAAACGCACCUCCGUAUCCUGUGAAUUUACCGAAUGCACCUUCGUAUCCAGACAGUUUACCAAAUGCACCUCCGUAUCCGGAGAUUUUUGAACGCAUUUCCGUAUCCGCAGAAUUAACCUGACGCACCUUGGUAUCUGGAGAAUUAACGAAACGCUCCUUCGUAUCGGAAGAAUUUCCCAAACGCACCUCUGUAUCCGGAGAAUUUACCAAAUGCGCCUUCGUAUCCAGAGAGUUUAAUAGAUGCACCUCCGUAUUCGGAGAAUUUACCAAACGUACCUCCGUAUCCGGAGAAUUUAUUGAACGCACUUCCGUAUCCGCAAAAUUAACCUGACGCACCUUGGUAUCUGGAGAAUUCACGAAACGCACCUUCGUAUCCGAAGAAUUUCCAAACGCACCUCUGUAGCCUGAGAAUUUAUAAAACGCACCACUGUAGCCGGAGAAUUUUAAAACGCACCUCCGUAUCCGGAGAAUUUACCAAAUGCACCUCCACAUCCGGAGAGUUUCCCAAAUGCACCUUCGCAUCCGGAGAAUUUACUGAACGUACCUCCGUAUUCGGAGAGUUUACCAAACGCAAGAAUUAGCACAAUGCACAGCCUCACAAAAAAGUAUUAAUGCAAUGCACUAAUAUAUUUAUGUGAAGUGAGCAACUAGCUCAUCUUGCACAUCUAUGUCGAAUGGUUUAUUUUAAGUCUAUUCUUUUUAACCUGAAAUCCCAGCUUGAUAUUCUCAUGAAGCAUAUUCGUAAAAACGCGUGUGUUGUACGGCUCCAAAAUAUCACGAAAAGGAAAAAGAUAAAACCGGCGACAAAUUGUAGCAUGCUAGUCGGCCCUAAGUGAAAAAAAAUUUGAGUGCACCCUCUUUUUGAAGCAAAAUUGCAUAAGCAAGAAGAAGUUUAAAUCCUUCAAAAAAAAGAACUGAUAAGAAACCACUCAGCUUGUAGUGGGAAAAAAACUUGAAGAAAGGGCGUAAAAAGCAGUAAUAGACAUGUUAUAGGAGUUAUGGACGUCUCAAACAUCAAAUUUGAUGAAAACUAAUUUUAAUUCUGAUUGGACAAGCAAGCGACAGUUGGGACUGAAAAACACAAUCUAUACGCAACACGUGUGUUGCGUAUAUGUAAAAAGCGUGAACCUGAGAAACAGUUGGACCGUUGAUAUUUUGGUUUAUUCUGCACAGUUUUUUUUAUUUUAAUGCACGCAGUGUUUUGGUUACGUACUUUUUACAUUUUUUAUCAAACAAAUUAAUUUGCUUUAUAGGUGUUAUUAUUUUUAAGGAAAAGUAAUUGUGUUCAAAUAUACCUGUUGGGAGAUAAGAGUCUAUUUUUAUUUCUUGUAUAUUGUUGGACAAAAGUAACAAAAUCUGACCGA